This is a messenger RNA of Oldenlandia corymbosa var. corymbosa, 3489 nucleotides long. NCBI's taxonomy places the organism in Eukaryota, Viridiplantae, Streptophyta, Magnoliopsida, Gentianales, Rubiaceae. The record is from the annotation of a GenBank genome assembly.
AUGGAUGAGAAAUCGCACGGCGUAAAGGAGCCUCUGAGCCUUAAUCAACGACACAAUCGGCUUCUGAGUGAUUACUCGAUUUCCCGAUCAAAACCCCUCACCAAAAUUUCCGCUGAUGAACAGCCAUCCGGUGUGAAGACGAACGUCCCAGGGAGGCGCCGGCUGCGGAAAGCCUUUGCUCAGGCUGAGGACGAUGACGUUCCUGAUUUUUCGGGAAUAGUCGACUUCGAUUCUCCUUCACCACCGCCUCGUCCUUGUUCCUCUUCAGGGAAAACUGAAACCAAGCAUUCGCCAAAGGUUUCUGAAAUUGUUAAAACAACUGAAGCUCCUGCCUCCUUUGUGAUGGCUGAUUUUGAUUCCCCAUCACCCUCUUCAGGUGAGAGUAAAGAAACAAAUUUUGAUCUUGAUGGCUCUCAAGUUUAUGAGAAGAAUGUCCUUGCUGGAGAAACCGGGUGUCAUCUAAAUGGUGCUGCUGGUUCUCUUCCAAAUCUCCCUGGAGCUGAGGACAAUCCAGAGAAAGUGAGGAUUGAGGGCAGGCGUCGCCUUUGUAAAGUAACAAAAGGUGUGGGUAAUGCCAGUACAGUGAAAGCUCAGACCAUGGCAGGUCAAAAGGCAGAAGAUUUGAUGAUUUCAAAUUUUGAUCUCGUUCCUCAGCUGAAAGCUGAUUCUGAGAAUGACGCUAAUGAUGGCGUGAAUGAAAUUAGGGAUAUUCUUGAUGAUUUGAACUCUAAGUUUGAGAUAUUAUCCAUUGAGAGGAAACCGGUACCUAAAAGGAUGGACUUUACGAAGGAACCCGGAAAUGUGGAUAAGAACGAUAUAAAUCUUGUACAGAAGAAAGGAGAAUAUUUGGAGUUCGGAAGUGCAGCUUCUUCAUUCUCAAGUUCAUCUGGUUCAUCUCUGGAUUCAGCUAAAGAAUCUAAUGCUCAAUGUGCAAACAGAAAAGAGCCUCCGAAGAUAUAUGAUUUGGAUGACGAAAUGGAGAGUCAUAGUUCUCUUGGCAAAGUUAAUAAGAGCACAAAUACUUAUGAGAUUUCCAAGGAAAAUGACAUUAAAUUGAUUGGAGGGAAGUCUGUUUCAACCAAACAAUCUGUUUAUACCACUUUGACGGGUAAAGAAAAGGUUGUAAUCAAAGAUGAUUGUGUUUAUGAAAACGAUGAUGAUUGUGUUUUUGUCAGUGGGAAGAACUUUGAAAAUAAAGCAGAAAAAGGUCAUCGGAAGAUAAAGCGGAUUGUCAAAAAUGCUGACAAGUAUAAUUUCUUAAUGGAAGCUUCAACGGAUGAUUAUUCGUCAGAUGAGGAGCAUACUAUCACUUUGUCUGGACCACGGUUUAGUUUCGAAUUACCCGGGAAAGUUGCCAAAUCAUUGUACCCUCACCAACGAGAUGGCCUGAAGUGGCUAUGGUCACUUCAUUGCAAAGGUGAGGGUGGUAUUUUAGGUGAUGAUAUGGGACUGGGGAAGACAAUGCAGAUUUCUUCCUUCUUAGCUGGACUGUUUCACUCGAGAUUGAUAAAAAGAGCAUUAAUUGUUGCUCCUAAAACACUGUUGCCACAAUGGAUUAAAGAACUUACAACUGUGGGCCUUGCUCAGAUGAUAAGAGAGUACUAUGGAACUAAUGUUAAUACUAGGCAAUACGAACUUCAGUAUGUGCUUCAGGAUAAAGGGAUCCUUUUGACAACUUAUGAUAUUGUGCGGCACAAUGCAAAAUCAUUGAGUGGAGAAUUUUAUGACGGCGAUGAAGAUGAAGUAACAUGGGACUAUUUAAUUCUUGACGAGGGUCAUCUCAUAAAAAAUCCUAGUACACAAAGAGCAAAAAGUUUGAUUCAGAUUCCUGCUGCUCGACGCAUUAUUAUCAGCGGCACGCCUCUUCAGAAUAAUCUCAAGGAACUUUGGGCAUUGUUCUACUUUUGCUGUCCUGAGCUAUUAGGUGAAUAUAAAUGGUUUAGAGACAAAUAUGAGAAAUUGAUUAAUCGCGGGAAUGAGAAAAAUGCUUCUGAUAGGGAAAAGCGUAUUGGUUCAACAGUUGCAAAGGAUUUAAGGGAAAAAAUCCAGCCUUACUUUCUACGGCGCUUGAAGUCUGAUGUAUUUCGGGAAGACAAUGGUAAUAGCAAGGCACAGCUUUCCAAAAAGAAUGAGUUGAUUGUGUGGCUCAAAUUGACUCGCUGCCAGCAACAAAUCUAUGAGGCAUUCUUGAAGAGUGAAAUAGUUCUUUCUGCCUUUGAUGGUUCUCCAUUAGCUGCACUUACGAUCUUGAAAAAAAUAUGUGACCAUCCACUUCUUUUAACUAAAAGAGCUGCUGAAGAUGUCCUGGAAGGCAUGGAUUCGAUGCUAAACCCGCAAGAUCACGGUGUAGCUGAGAGAUUGGCGAUGCAUAUAGCAGAUUUUACUGAAAUGUUUGAUGUUGCUGACGCAUAUGAUAUUUCAUGCAAGACGUCCUUCAUUCUAUCUAUAUUGGGUGAACUAAUUCCAAAGAAACACCACGUGCUUAUAUUUUCACAGACUCGGAAGAUGUUAAAUAUAAUUCAGGAAUCUUUGAUUUCUAAUGGCUAUGAGUUCAUGCGAAUUGAUGGAACGACUAAAGCUUGUGAUCGAUUGCAGAUAGUCAAUGAUUUUCAAGAGGGUCGUGGGGCGCCUAUUUUUCUCUUAACUUCUCAAGUAGGUGGACUAGGUCUCACCCUGACAAAAGCAGAUCGUGUAAUUGUAGUUGAUCCAGCAUGGAAUCCGAGCACUGAUAAUCAAAGUGUUGAUCGUGCAUAUCGGAUUGGACAAACAAAGGAUGUCAUUGUGUACCGACUCAUGACGUGUGGCACUGUUGAGGAGAAGAUUUACAGAAUGCAGAUAUUUAAAGGAGGGCUUUUCAAGUCUGCCACAGAGCACAAAGAACAAAUGCGCUACUUCAGUAAACAAGAUCUUCAAGAGCUGUUUAGCCUACCGAAGCAAGGUUUUGAGAUCUCCCUCACUCAACAGCAGUUAGUCGAGGAACACUGUCAAGAACAAAUGAUGGAUGACUCAAUAAAAGCUGAUGUUGAGUUCCUUGAAAGCUUGGAUAUAGCUGGAGUUAGUCAGCACAGCUUGCUCUUCUCAAAGGUAGCCCCCGAACCAGUUGUCGUUGAUGAGGAGGAGAUGUCAAGGUUAAGGGGUAACAUGCUCAACACAAGAGCAACAACGCACUUCUCAUCUGAUCAAGUUAAUCAUGGUGAACAAUAUGCAUUCAAUCCAAAAGAUGUGAAGUUGCAACAAAAGAACUCUUCCCCUAGUCCAAAAGAACUUACUGAGAAUGAAAUCAGAGAGAACAUCAACCGGCUCUCUCAGAUACUAGCAAACAAGGCUACAAUAUCAAAGCUACCGGAUAAAGGGGAGAAAAUACAGAAACGGAUUGCUGCAUUGAGUGUAGAGCUCAGGAAUCGGAUGGAAAACAGAUCCAAGAAUGAAAAAGCCAUUUAUGUGGAAGAUGAUUUAUUUGGUGAUUUCGAGAGGUUGAAUAUGAAAUAG